CCUGACGGACCUCACACCAACCGUUGACGCACAAAGCUGAGCUGAGUGACUUAGCUCCCUGAUUAACCACCGAUAAAUAGUUUAUGUGAUCGAUCUCAGUAUAUUGGUUUCUGUAAAUGUAAUGUAACUGCAGUGAAUAUCCAAGAUGGACGGAGGUGUUUCCUCGGUAACCGGUCCCGUUCUUCCCCUCUCCUCUCUUCGCCUCCUGGUCCCUCCUGUCCGGCUUGUUUCUGCAGCUAUCUGGCAGACGGUGGAGCAGAAAAUCGUGUCAGAUUAUGGGCUGCUUGAGGAGUUUGUGUUCACGAUUACGGAAAUUGUUCCUCAGCUUUUGUCCACUAGACAGCGGGCUGAGCUCAUCCUGGGACUCAGAGCAAGGCUCAUCCUGGAGUUGUGUCGAUCUGAAGAGACUGCCUACCUUGAGAUCAUUCAGCCACAUCUAGACCGGAUGCAGAACCUCCGGUCCCUGUGGAACGUGGAGGCAGAUAAUCCGGAACAGGAAGUAGCAGACUCACAUUUUAUGGGUCUUGUCCGAAAUCUCCUGAGAGAUCCCGAAGAGAGAAGAAACUUUUUCCAGGAUGUUUUUCCAGGAGACUUUGGCCCCACGUACGAUAAAGCCAUCCAGACUCUGAUGUGGCUGUUUCUGUCCAGACUUGAAAAACUUCUUCCAAGUCAGACACUCCAACAGAUUGCAUCUCUGCUCAGUGACUCCUCAUCUGUUCUCAAUGAAUGCAUGCAGACUUUGGCUCAUCCACAGGAGCUUAAAACUCUGCUGGACUCUCAAAAAGACCUCAGCCAGUUAGAGGACAUUGAUUCUUACGUUGUUGACAGUGGCAUCUUGUCAGCGCUCUGUCUCCCCCCGGUGGAGAGAGUGGUGAUCGUCGAUGAACACACAGGAACGGAUACGGUGAGUGGACUGGUGUACACGGUGUGCUCAGAGAUGGAGGUGGAGUCUGAAAAUAAGGAGGCUGAAGAAUGUGCACAGAGCCAGUGGUACGGUGUCAGCGGUGAGGUCAAAGCAGAGAUGGACAGCGAGGCUGCCACAGACCCCACCGAAGCCACUGAGGCCAGUGAGAGUGAAACAGCAGAGGAACAAUCUGAAACACUGAUGAUCGGUGAAGACGGGCAGGUGACUGUGCUUAACGCGGAGGAGGCAAAGCCGAAAAGACGAGGGAGGAAGAAGAAACAACCUGAAGACGAGGACUUUGAAGUCAAAGGUAGAAAGAGGGGGAAACAAGAGGAAGACAUUUUGUGGGAAAGACCGGUGAGGAAGAACCGUGGGCUGAAGAUGAAAAGGUACCUGUCACAGUGGAGGAAGUCAAAGACACAGGCAGGUAACGCUGCCAACAGCAGCGCUAGAAAAUACAACACAGGCCGAAGUGCGGCCAGGAGCAACGACUUGGACGAGAGAACGUGCAAAGUGUGCGGCAAAGUGAUGGCUAGUGUCAAGUUUUUGGAGCGUCACAUGAAUCUACACUCGGGAGAGCUGCCCUUUUCCUGUCCUUUAUGUAAAAAGUUUUAUAAGAGCUUACGUUUCCUACAGCAGCAUAAGUGUCCAAAUCAACCAAAAGGAAAGCCAGGCAGGAAACCCAAACAAGCAGCGCCUGCAGGAGACGAGGGCCAACAGUCAGUGAAUCCUUUGGACACAACCAAUGAAACACAACCGUCACACAACGCAGACCAGGACCCUGACCAAUCAGAAGCCGGGCAGACGAGCCCAGAGGACAAGAGCCUGUUAGAGGGGCCGUUUUUCUGUCCACACUGCAGUGCUGAGUUCAAGUGCAAACAGACUUUCAGAUUCCAUUUAAGGAACAUUUGCUACAAUGAGCAGCAGGUGGACCCGGAGAAACCAGAAGAUGAGAAGCACUGUUUCAAGUGUGAUGAGUGCGACAAGGCGUUUAAGUACAAAUCAACGCUGGAUUCCCACAAACAAACUCACAACCCGCUGUACUGCGAGGUGUGCAUGAAGCUGGUGCGUGACUCGGAGGCGUUGGCCAUGCACAAAGAAUCCCACACGCCAUUUCAGUGCAACCGCUGUGAGGAGAACUUCCCCGUGUUCAAAGCCCUUCAUAAGCACUACAUCGACGCCCACAAUCCCACCGAGCCUUACACCUGCACGCAUUGUCAGACCACGUUCACCAGCCUGAAGCGUUUCAUCAGACACGAGUGGAAGCACACUGGGUACCAGCCGUUUCAGUGCGCUCACUGCGUGAAGAGAUUCAGAUCGUACUCUGACCUUGUGGAGCACCAGAAAAAACACACAAAAGCGUAUCCGUUCCUCUGUUGGGAAUGUGGAAAGAAAUUCAGGCACGGCGUGACGUUGACCAGGCACGUGGAGCGCGUGCAUCACUCCGGAGAACCCAUAAUUGACAAACCCUCUGCGAUCUUCACCUGCCCUCAGUGUGGGAAGGUGUUCACGUCCAGGAGAUGCCUCCUGAAACAUGACAACUUCCAUCACAAAGGGCUGAGGUUUCCAUGUGAGCACUGUGGAAAGGGAUUCUUUGGGAAGGACGCGCUGGUGAGGCACACUCUGAUCCACACGGGAGAGCGGCCUUUUAAGUGCGAUGACUGCGACAAGUCGUUCAGAUCAAUGGCAGAGCUGAAGAUCCACAGGAGGUACCACACAGGAGAGCGGCCGUUUAAAUGUAACAUCUGUGAGAAGGGCUUUGUGCAGUCGUGCUUUCUCACCUUACACAUGCGGACCCACACCGGAGAGAGACCAUACAUCUGUACGGUUUGUAGCAAAGGCUUCUCCAGCCUGCACGGCCUGAAGAGACACCGGAGACUCGUUCAUGCAUAGUCACCAUGCUAACUCCCUCGGACGUGUUCUAUUUGAUGUUCUUUUUGAAGGAGCUCAGCUGUGGAUUAAAUGAAAGAGUUGUGCAGGAACCGUUGUGUUCAAGAAUGCUUCAGCAGACUGAAAUAGGAAAACCAAAUGGGAACGUUAACAUGAUGGCUAUAUUUGCAAUCUCUCUGGCCUUCGCAGCUUUCAUUGGCAGAAACUGUGUAAAUGUACAGUGAGUAAUUCAAAUUAACUUUGUAUUUUUUACAGAAAGGUUUGCUGUAGUUCUGCUAAAGAUUUGUAUGUAUUCAUGAUGUACAACUUGUUUCCUUUUCAGAAAUAAUUUCUUUUUCUUGAAUAAAUUAAACAUUUGAUUCUAAGUAUCA
Messenger RNA from Cheilinus undulatus (humphead wrasse), 3165 nucleotides. RefSeq names its product zinc finger protein 271-like. NCBI's taxonomy places the organism in Eukaryota, Metazoa, Chordata, Actinopteri, Labriformes, Labridae. Gene Ontology annotation, cellular component: nucleus. The record is from RefSeq and is a predicted model, not a curated record. The coding region runs from base 146 to 2797 and encodes 883 amino acids. The transcript is spliced from 7 exons. Gene Ontology annotation, biological process: regulation of transcription by RNA polymerase II. Gene Ontology annotation, molecular function: DNA-binding transcription factor activity, RNA polymerase II-specific; RNA polymerase II transcription regulatory region sequence-specific DNA binding.